This is a messenger RNA of Otolemur garnettii (small-eared galago), 2190 nucleotides long. Its product is annotated as zinc finger protein 2 homolog. The record is from RefSeq and is a predicted model, not a curated record. The transcript is spliced from 10 exons. Gene Ontology annotation, molecular function: RNA polymerase II cis-regulatory region sequence-specific DNA binding; DNA-binding transcription factor activity. Gene Ontology annotation, biological process: regulation of transcription by RNA polymerase II. NCBI's taxonomy places the organism in Eukaryota, Metazoa, Chordata, Mammalia, Primates, Galagidae.
AAGGGUUGUGCUGAUGCCUUGGAAUGCAUAUUCUCAAGUAUCAGCUGUGAUUUGUCUGGAAGAUUUGUCUGCUUCCUAGAGAAGCAGGAAGAAGAGGAAGAAAUGGCUAGCUCUCAGAAAUUGUUAACAUUCGAAGAUGUAGCCAUAGACUUCUCUGUGGAGGAGUGGACGUGCCUGGAUUCUGCUCAGCGGAAUUUGUAUAAGGAUGUGAUGUCAGAGAACUACAGAAACCUGGUCUCUGUGGGUCUUGCUGCCUCUAAGCCGGACCUGAUCACCUGUCUGGAGCAAAGUCAAGAGCCUUGGAAUGUUGGUGAGGCCCUAGCUGGUCACCCAGGUAUAUUUUCUCAUUACACCCAAGGUCUCCAGAAGAAGCAGUACAUAGAAUCUCCAUCCCCAAAAGUGACACUAGGAGUAUUUGGGAAUUUGGGCCCUGAAAAUAAACAUUUAGAGAAAAACUGGGAACUCCAAAACAAGCUUGAAGAAUGGAAUGCAUUCUACAACUUUGAUCAACUUGGGCAGAACUUUUCCCAUUCGUCAUUGCUUAAGCAAGAUCAAGGAAUAGAUAAUUGGAGAAGACAUCACACCUAUAACAAAACUUUAAUGUCCCUUAACCAGGCCUCUACCCAAAAUUAUUACCAGGAUAUUAAUAUUGGAGACAAAAAUUAUCAGUGCUAUAAAUCUGAUAAAACCUGUAGCCAGGGCUCUAGCCCUAGACAACAUCAGAAAGCUUAUUUUCUAGAGAACCAUCACAAAUGUACAAAAUGUGAGAAAGUAUUUCAUCAACAUUCAGAGCUUAUUUUACAUCACUCUAUUCAAAUUCAAGAGAAACCCCAUGAAUGUAACAAAUGUUUAGAAACUUUUUCCCAGUCAUCAGAUCAUAUUCAGCAUCAAGGAAUCCAUUUUGGAGUAAACUCGUCCAGAUAUGAUAAAUGUGAGAAAAUCUUUAGUCAAUCAUCAGAUCCAAAAAAACAUGAUACAAUCCCCACUGAAAAGAACCUGUACAAAUGCAAUGAGUAUGGCCAAGUUCAUAAUGACAUUUCAACUGAGGAGAAACCCUACAGAUGUAGUGAAUGUGGCAAAGCCUUUAACCGAAGUUCACAUCUUUCUCGUCAUCAGAGAAUUCAUACUGGGGAGAAACCCUACAAAUGUAAAGAAUCAUGCAGUAAAUCUUUUACUCAUUAUUCCAGUCUUACUCGUCAUCAGAAAAUUCAUACUGAAGGCAAACCCUACAAUUGUAGUGAAUGUGGCAAAGCCUUUAACCAUAGUGCACAACUUACUCGUCAUCAGAGAAUUCAUACUGGAGAGAAACCCUACAAAUGCAAAGAAUGUGGCAAAGCUUUUAACUAUAAUUCAAGUCUUACCGAGCACCAGAGAAUUCAUACUGGAGAAAAACCAUACAAAUGUAAAGUAUGCAGUAAAUCUUUCAGUCAUUCCUCAAGUCUUAUUUUGCAUCAGAAUGUUCAUACUGGAGAGAAACCCUAUAAGUGUAAAGAGUGUGGCAAAGGCUUUAACUAUAAUUCACACCUUAUUGAGCACCAGAGAAUUCAUACUGGAGAAAAACCGUACAACUAGAAACCCUACAAAUGUAGUGAAUGUGGCAAAGCCUUUAACCGCAGUUAUCGUCUUACUCAACAUCAGAGGAUUCAUACUGGAGAUAAACCAUACAGAUGUAAAGCAUGCAGUAAAUCUUUUAUUUAUUCUUCAAGUCUUAUUUCGCAUCAGAAAAUUCAUACUGGAGAGAAACCUUACAAGUGUAAAGACUGUGGCAAAGCAUUUAACUAUUUUUCAAAUCUUACUCGUCAUCAGAGAAUUCAUACUGGAGAGAAACCCUACAAAUGCAAAGAAUGUGGCAAAGCUUUUAACUGUAAUUCAGGUCUCACUGAGCACCAGAGAAUUCAUACUGGAGAAAAACCCUACAAAUGUAAAGUAUGCAGUAAAGCUUUUAGUCAUUACUCAGGUGUUAUUCAGCAUUGGAAAAUUCAUACUGAAGAAAAACCUUACAAAUGUAAUGAAUGUGGCAAAGCCUUUAACCGUAGUUAUCGUCUUACUCAACAUCAGAGAAUUCAUACUGGAGAGAAACCAUACAGAUGUAAAGCAUGCAGUAAAUCUUUUUUUUUAUUCUUCAAGUCUUGUUACGCAUCAGAAAACUCAUACUGGAGAGAAACCAGAAAUUUUUUCUGCAUAGAGUGA